CCCCCUCUCGCACCCUCCUCCCAUCACAGUCCUAUCCAGAAUCUUCCCCCGUCCCCCACUCUGUUCAGUCAGUGAAGUUAAACCGCAGGGUUUAUUCGUGGUCCCAGAAUCAGCGGCGUCUACAGGGCUGAUCUGCAACAUCGGAGAAGAAGAUGGCACCCUUCCUGAAAAGACUUUGGAAGCUGAAGAAUGCUUUUGUGAUUGUUCUCACUCCGCUUCUGCUAUUGCCUCUGCCGUUGCUCAUCCAAACCAAGGAGGCUCGCUGUGGCUAUGUGAUCGCUCUCAUGGCAGUGUACUGGUGUACCGAAGCAAUGCCCCUGGCUGUCACCGCCCUCCUGCCAGCUGUGCUCUUUCCCAUGCUGGGGGUCCUGGAGUCGGGAAAGGUGUGUAUGCAGUACCUGAAGGACACCAACAUGCUGUUUCUGGGCGGGCUGAUGGUGGCCGUGGCUGUGGAGCACUGGAAUCUGCACAAGCGCAUUGCUCUGAGAGUGCUGCUCGUUGUGGGGGUCAGACCAGCGCUGCUGAUGCUGGGGUUCAUGGUGACCACGGCCUUCCUGUCCAUGUGGAUCAGCAACACGGCCACCACUGCCAUGAUGGUGCCCAUCGUCCAUGCCGUGCUGGAGCAGCUGGACUCCAGCGAGGCCGAGGCCAGGGAGCUCGCACCCGAGUCCGGGGACAACACCAGCAUCAAGCUCAUGGAUGUCCAGGUGGUAGAGAACGGGGGUGCGGUAACAGAGUCAGGUGACCAUGACAACGCUGCGGCGCGGAAGAACAUGUGUAAAGGGAUGACGCUGUGCGUGUGCUACGCGGCCAGCAUCGGAGGCACGGCCACGCUGACGGGCACCGGGCCCAACCUCGUACUGAAGGGCCAGAUGAACAGGCUGUUCCCUCAGAACGGUGACAUCAUUAACUUCGCCUCCUGGUUUGGCUUCGCCUUCCCCAACAUGAUAAUCAUGCUGACCCUGGCCUGGCUCUGGUUGCAGUUCGUCUUCAUUGGAUUCAACUUCAAGAAGACGUGGGGCUGCGGCACGAUGAAGUCGGAGAAGGAGCUUGCUGCCUACAACAUGAUCAAAGAGGAUUACCGAUGCCUGGGACCGGUGUCCUUCGCAGAAAUGAACGUCCUGGGUCUCUUCGUUCUGCUCAUCCUGCUGUGGUUCAGCCGAGACCCCGGCUUCAUGCCUGGCUGGGCCUCGCUCCUCUUCAACACAGACUCAGAGUAUGUGACAGACGCCACAAUGGCAGUCUUCGUCGCAGUCCUCCUCUUCAUCGUCCCCUCAAAGAAACCACAGCUCUGCUUCUGGAGAGACGAGAGCAACGAGACGGAUCCCCAGAGCUCCAGCCCCAUGGCCCCUCUGCUCAGCUGGGAGGUGGUUCAUAAGAAGAUGCCGUGGAACAUCGUGCUGCUACUGGGAGGGGGGUUCGCACUGGCCAAGGGGAGCGAGGUGUCCGGCCUCUCCAGGUGGCUGGGCGGUCAGAUGACCCCUCUCCAUACCGUCCCUCCCUGGGCGAUCACUAUCAUCCUGUGCCUACUCAUCUCCACCUUCACAGAGUGCACCAGCAACGUGGCCACUGCCACCCUCUUCCUGCCCGUCCUUGCCUCCAUGUCCCAGGCCAUCGGUAUUAACCCUCUCUAUGUGAUGGUGCCCUGCACACUCAGCGCCUCCUUCGCCUUUAUGCUGCCUGUGGCCACGCCCCCCAACGCCAUCGUCUUCUCAUACGGGUACCUGCAGGUGUCUGACAUGGUGAAGGCUGGAUUGGUGAUGAACAUCAUCGGGAUCCUCUGCAUCACGCUGUCCUUCAACACCUGGGGACGCUUCAUGUUUGACCUGAACACCUUUCCACAAUGGGCCAACACCACGGGGGUCUGAAGCACCGAUCGAGAAGUGAUUGGGGACCCGGGAGGAGAGAUCAAGAGAGGAGCCUCCCCCCCUGGAUAUCUUGUUGUUGGGGGGCUGGUUUUGUACUCUUUUAUGCACAUUACAUAUUAUUAUGUGUUUAUUUAGCAGAUGUCUUUAUCCAAGGCGACUCACAGAGACUAGGAUGUGUGAACUAUGCAUCAGCUGCUGAAUCACUUACACCACUCAGGGUCACACAGGGCUUGUAACCCCCUGAUUACAAGCCCUUUUCUUUAACCAUUGGACCACACAGCCUCCUACAGUUGCUUGCAUUAUAUUUCAAUGAUAUGUUUAUAAAAUUGCUAUUCACAUUUGUAUAUAAGUAUGUUUCAAACCAGAGUGGCCUAACUUUCUGUUUCAGAAUCGUAUUGCAGACUGAUAAUCAUGUCAACAGACCCUCAACUCAACCAUACUGUGCACAGCCAGUCAGAUCUUUAGAAUGUGUUUCAUCUUGAUUUUUAAUACAGAGUAACGUGACACUAAUUCUAUUCAACAGUUACUGAAAUGUACAUUCCACCAUGCAAGUUCACCUAAAUGAAUCCUUUGGCAUGUGCCUUGAUUCUAACAUAGUAAGGAUCCUACUUUCCUCCAAACCAGCUGGAAAAAAACCUUCAGGACAGAAAGUGUAAAUUCUGUAAAGUGAUCAGAAUAGCACUCAAUGAUUACCAUUAACCAGCCCUCUCUAUCAAUACUGAUAACAGAACACAUUAUAUUGGAAUAUGUAGUGCAUUCAUAAUAAUAAUAAUAAUAAUAAUAAUAAUAAUAAUAAUAACAAGGGGUGGUUUUAUGCUGUACUAUAUGUAAUCUGUUUUUAAUUAAAAGAAAAACGAAUAUAUGUAAAUAAAUGUUUUGUUUAUAUUAUUUUGUUAUUCAAAACUGGAUGACUAUGACUAUUAUUAUACCAAUGCUUGCAUCUAUAAUUUAAAAAAAAAAUCUCAAUCAUAGAUUCUAAGUUAAAAAAUAAAAUAAACGAUUUGAAUUGCC
Molecule: messenger RNA, 2879 nt
Organism: Acipenser ruthenus (sterlet)
Lineage: Eukaryota; Metazoa; Chordata; Actinopteri; Acipenseriformes; Acipenseridae
Product: Na(+)/citrate cotransporter-like
Exons: 13
Coding region: 153-1868 (571 amino acids)
Biological process (GO): monoatomic anion transmembrane transport; citrate transport
Cellular component (GO): membrane
Molecular function (GO): citrate transmembrane transporter activity; succinate transmembrane transporter activity; sodium:dicarboxylate symporter activity
Source: RefSeq, a predicted model, not a curated record